Molecule: messenger RNA, 1725 nt
Organism: Aureobasidium melanogenum CBS 110374
Lineage: Eukaryota; Fungi; Ascomycota; Dothideomycetes; Dothideales; Saccotheciaceae
Product: phosphate transporter
Exons: 2
Coding region: 1-1725 (574 amino acids)
Biological process (GO): phosphate ion transmembrane transport
Cellular component (GO): membrane
Source: RefSeq, a predicted model, not a curated record
AUGGCGCCACCACCAAUCACUGCCAGAUAUGACUGGAUCCUCGCUAUCACAACCAUUGCCUUCAUCUUCAGCGCAUUUGGCAAUGGAGCCAACGAUGUCGCCAAUUCGUACGCUACCUCCGUCGCUGCCCACACCCUGACGAUGCCUCAAGUCGGUGUUCUGGCAACCAUAACUGAAUUUGUGGGAGCUGUUGGUCUCGGUGCUCGUGUCACUUCAACCAUCAAGAACAGCAUCAUCUCCAUCGAUCGCUUCGAGGGCAAUCCUGGAGCUCUUAUGCUUGCUAUGGGCUGUGCAGAGGUCGGAAGCGCUACAUGGCUGAUGGUUGCAACUAGUCUCGGCAUGCCAGUUUCGACCACGCAAACAGUUGUUGGAGCUCUUGUUGGUGUCGGCUUCGCUAGCAGCAGUUCUAUCAAAUGGGCCUGGACUUCUGGAAGUGUAUCGCAAGUGGCAGCAAGCUGGGCCAUUGCACCAUUGAUCGCGGCUGGCUUCAGCGCCAUCAUUUUCGCAUCAGUCAAAUAUACUGUUCUUCAACGCACCGAGUCUUUCACGUGGGCGAUGCGUUUGAUACCCUACUAUUUGGCUCUGACUGCUGCAAUCUUGGCACUCUUUAUUGUCAUUGAGACUCCAACUGCUCCGUCACUUGAAGAAUUCGGUGCUGGGAAAGCAGUAGGCAUCAUUCUGGGCGUUUUCUUUGGAGUUCUCGCUAUUGCUUAUGUUUUCUUUUUACCUUACUUCAAGAGACGAUUGGUCAUGAAGGAUGCUCGUGUCAAGGCAUGGCAUAUCCCGCUCGGUCCACUCUUGUUGAAAGAUAACCCACCACUGUACUUCCCAGGCAACGCUGAUGGUGGAUACAUCGAAGAGUACCAGACAGCAGGAAAAUUCUUCAACGACACACCCGAAACCAGUCCAGAGAUCAAAGGAAACAGCCCUCAAUCUUCACCGCAGCAAGAUCGAGAAAAGGCCUCACCAAUACUCGGAGAUUCUUCUUCUGCUGAGAGAGGCCUGCAACAGAGUCAACCUGACAUACGUAAACGACACAUAGGCCCACACGAACGGUUCCUGGAUACUCAUAAACAUCUCUCCAUCACCCACCCUCAACGCUUGUGGGGAUACGUCAAGUUUGGCCUUCUUCAAGGCGUCACCCGCGAUGUAACCACCCACGAUAGCGUUGCCAUGCGCGCCAUACACGCGCGAGCAAAUAGAUACGAUCCCAGAGUUGAACAUCUGUGGACGUACUGCCAGGUGGCUUCAGCCAUGAUGAUGAGUAUCGCGCAUGGUUCGAACGAUGUAGCCAAUGCUGUUGGUCCUUGGGCUGCUGUGUACCAGACCUAUCAAGAAGGCGAAGUGGCGACUGAAUCGCCCACGCCUGUGUGGUUUUUGGUUGUUGCUGGGUUUCUCUUGGGUGCAGGCUUCUGGUGCUAUGGGUACAAAAUCAUGCGUGCCAUGGGCAACAAAAUCACUCAAAUGUCGCCGAGUCGUGGUUUUGCUGUUGAACUCGGUGCAGCGGUCACAGUAAUGCUGGCUUCAAGAUUAGGUCUGCCGGUAUCGACUACUCAGUGUCUGACCGGAGCAGUCAUGGGAGUUGCGCUCAUGAACUAUGACUUGAAGGCAGUGAACUGGAAGCAAUUGUGCUUUAUCUUUAUGGGGUGGGUGUUAACGUUGCCAUGUGCUGGUCUUGUUGCUGGGCUUUUGUGUUUGAUGGCUUUGAAUACUCCUCAUUUCUAG